UAAGCUAACCUAGCUUAAACGUUGACGUAGCAUUAAUUUAGCUAACGUCAACAUUUAAGCUAACCUAGCUUAAACGUUCAUGAACCACGAGGGGAUUUAUUUGCCUUAAAUGCCGACUAUCUGGGAAAGUAAGUUUGUUCAUAACUCUUAUCACUCUAUUAUUGUCAUGGAGUUGUGAAAGUUGGAAACACCGGAGCUGAAGUGAACUAACUGCUGCGGACGCGAAUGUGCGGCGACGGGAGGAAAGUUGUGUCCGCUUGACACCACAUGCUGCAUUACCGCAGACUCCCACAAUGCAUCUGACGAUUAUAUCUGUGUUUAUCAAUAAUAUUGUACAGUACAGCUUUAGCCAGUAGCUCCCUUCGAUAGCUCAGUUGGUAGAGCGGAGGACUGUAGUGGUUGCAUAGUAAUCCUUAGGUCGCUGGUUCGAAUCCGGCUCGAAGGAGACAUUCUUUUUUUGCAGUUUCAAUAGCAAUACGUAAUAUACGUAAAUUCGAAUUCACAAACAAUGACUGUGCUGCUGCACUCUGCUGUUAGAGCAAAGUAAGCCCAAGCCAGCCAAUCAGCGCACGACCUCAUGUUCCAUUGGGCCAAUCACGUCCCGAGCCUGUGGGCUUACUUUUGACCAAUCACGUUCCAUCUUCGGGAUCCUUUAUAAACUCUCGGAGGAAAAUGAUAAACAGUCAUCCACAGCUGUCAGGCCUAUCGUUUAGCAAGCGAUUAUGUAUGCAUACCCAGUGCUCCGUAAAACUCCUCAGGGGCGACUCAUCAUGGGGCCAACUGAAGAGGCAAACCGGAGUGAGACCGUGGUGGCAGGGAGGGCCAGGAGCAAGGACGAGGUUCUGGCCGAGGCCACUGCCUUCAUGAGGCAAAACGGAGGGGAUCCCGGUGACCAGUUCCUGGUUCUGGCUCACUGCAGGAUCCAGCUGGGGAAGUACCAGGGCCAGAGGUUCCGGUGGCUGCUUGAGAAUGCGCUGGGGUAUGCAGUCUACCUGGUUGGCAACAUUAUCGUGAAAGAGGAGAGGGACAACCCGCUGUCGGCCAAUAAACACCUGUUCCUCAGGUACACCUCCCAUAUCAGGGAGAUAGGGGAGGCUGUGGAGGUGUACCAGAGAAAACAGGCCAUGCUGCAGGAGGCCCAGAGGACCGGAGACUCUGGCUGUCUAAUGGUGGAGUUUGGCGACUUCAGGGGCAGGUCCAUGAAGGAGGUGUAUGAGGACCAAAGCAAGGAAGCCCAGGCUCUCAUCACCUACCUGAAAAAGGCAACAGCCAGGCCAAACACCAACAUGGCCCUCUUCAAAGCAUAUGUGCUGAAGAGGCAGGCUUCGGCUCCAGCCCCUGUGCCCACCACCACUGCCACUGCACCUGCCCCCACUGCUGCUGUGUCUGCUGCUGCUGCCAUGCCCACUGCAUCUGCCCCCACUGCUGCUGCCACCAUGCCCACUGCCACUGUGUCUGUUCCUUCUCCACCUGCUGCAACUCAGAGCAGGCUCCAGGUUGCUGCCACUGUGAAGGCCCUGCUGGUGCAUGGGAUGCAUUUGUCUGCUUCACAGCUGGCACAAAAAAUAUUGUCUCCAGCUACAAUUAUUACAGUGUAUAUGCAGUAUAUCAAACUUGCAGACAUCUGUUUUAAAUCAUAGCUGCAGUGCCACGUUGCCCCCCUUCGUCACAGUCCACAGCCCGGAGACGACUCUUUACCUGUGACACUGCUGCUGGGGAUUUUUUUGAGGAGAAAGACGACCAGGAGAUGGUGAUGGUGGCCUCACAGGCUGAGGAACAACUUCCUCAAGAGAAAUGGCACUUAUCAAGUGUCAAGCUACAUUUAAUCUUUGAGUGCACUUCAUCAAAGCAAAAAGGGAACUUAAAGGUGUAUGUAAACUGUAUUUCUUUCAUUUUUGUCGUAAUCACUGACCAAAACUCAUUCCUCAUCUCACACCUCCCCUAAGUGUGGUUGCAGAAUGUUGUAGUUUAUAGGUGCUCACAGUAUGUCUUAGAGCUGCUUUGCUUCAUACUUGGCUGAUCCCAUCCCACUUUUCUUUUUGUAUUUGACCUAAUGGUGCUUGGGUGAAAAACAGGAUGAUUUUCACAGCUUCCUUCCACAACUCCAGUGUUGCAUCAUCAUGUCGCCUUGCUACUAAUCAUACAUGCUUUCUAGUAAUUGUUGUAGUUGUAGUGGAUGUCCAGCAGUGCUGAGAAAGACAUGCAGUGAAAAUCUUUACUUAACAACAAUAAACUAAUUGUUUUGUCUCUUCUUGCGCAGCC
This is a messenger RNA of Acanthochromis polyacanthus (spiny chromis), 2262 nucleotides long. RefSeq lists its product as uncharacterized. Lineage: Eukaryota; Metazoa; Chordata; Actinopteri; Pomacentridae. The transcript has 4 exons. Bases 723 to 1640 code for a protein of 305 amino acids. The record is from RefSeq and is a predicted model, not a curated record.